Messenger RNA from Phlebotomus papatasi, 2464 nucleotides. It is a transcript of the gene Suv3, whose product is annotated as ATP-dependent RNA helicase SUV3 homolog, mitochondrial. Bases 127 to 2397 code for a protein of 756 amino acids. NCBI's taxonomy places the organism in Eukaryota, Metazoa, Arthropoda, Insecta, Diptera, Psychodidae. Gene Ontology annotation, cellular component: mitochondrial degradosome. Gene Ontology annotation, biological process: mitochondrial RNA 3'-end processing; RNA catabolic process. The transcript has 4 exons. Gene Ontology annotation, molecular function: RNA helicase activity; hydrolase activity, acting on acid anhydrides; ATP binding. The record is from RefSeq and is a predicted model, not a curated record.
CCCCCACAUAAACACAAAAACUGCUAGAAUUUGAAAGUGAGGUUAGGUUUUCGACUGAGCAAAUCGCAGUUGCAUCAUCAAAUGCGUCCUAAAUUUAAGUGAAACAACGAAAUAAAUCAAGUGGAAAUGCUGAAAAAUAGUGCAAGGCUGUCAUUUUUGUGCCUAGCUGCACAGAGAAUCGUCCUGCGAGGAGAGACUCAGCGACAAAUGCUGAAAAUCAUUGGGCCCGCGUGGAUGGCUCAAGUGAGAGGGAAGAAGGAUGAGUCUUCGUCGAAUCUUUCGGCUCUAUUCAAGCCAGUUCCAGUCAAAUCCAAUCCUGAUGAUAUCAAUAUUGGUGCAGAGCUAACAGGAACUCUGGACAAAGCAGAAUUACUAAAGGUGCUCAAUAAAUUUAGCCAGAAAAGAGAGAUCAAGAUGCUUUGCAUGGAGAAUGGCCUCGAUAUUUACCUGCAGCAACAGGCUUUUGCCAGUUUCCGAAGGUACUGCAUGGAAGCAGAGAAUCUCCCUGCAGAUCUCCAUAUUACCGUUAGUGAUAUCCUUCAGGGAGCUGGUCAUGUUGAUGAUAUUUUUCCCUACUUCCUGCGCCAUGCCAAGCAAAUCUUCCCCCAUCUCGAUUGCAUGGAUGAUCUCAAGAAGAUCUCAGAUCUUAGAACACCAGCGAAUUGGUAUCCCAAUGCAAGAGCAAUAAAUAGAAAGAUUAUUUUUCAUUCUGGACCCACAAAUUCCGGAAAGACCUAUCAUGCCAUGGAGAGGUUCCUUACAGCCAAAUCUGGAGUUUACUGUGGUCCACUGAAGCUUCUGGCCACGGAAGUGUUUCACAAGAGCAAUGAGAGGGGAACGAGUUGUGAUUUAAUAACUGGAGAGGAGAGAAAAUUUGCCAGAGGCGAUGGAUCUCCAUCGGCACAUGUUUCCUGCACCGUAGAAAUGACUUCAGUAACAAAUCCCUAUGAAGUUGCUGUUAUCGAUGAGAUUCAGCUUCUUAGAGAUCCUCAAAGAGGUUGGGCAUGGACUCGAGCAUUUCUGGGGCUCAUAGCCGAAGAGAUUCAUGUCUGUGGGGAGGCUGGAUGUGCUGAAUUGCUGCAGAAAAUUUGUGCUACAACAGGAGAAAGUCUCGAGAUUCGUCACUACAAACGUCUGACGGAGUUGUCUGUGGAAGAUCGUGCUCUAGGAACGCUGGAAAAUGUCCUGCCGGGGGAUUGUAUUGUUUGCUUCAGCAAAAAUGACAUUUACGCAGUGUCACGAGAGAUUGAGGCACGCGGAAAGGAAGUUGCAGUGAUUUAUGGUGGAUUGCCUCCGGGAACAAAGUUGGCUCAAGCAGCCAAGUUUAAUGACAUCAAUAACAGCUGUAAAGUCAUGGUAGCUACAGAUGCCAUUGGGAUGGGAUUGAAUUUGAGUAUCCGACGGAUUAUUUUCUAUUCCUUGAUAAAGCCAACGAUGAAUGAGAAGGGUGAGAAGGAGAUGGAUACGAUAUCUGUCUCUGCAGCUCUGCAGAUUGCUGGACGUGCUGGACGAUAUGGGACACAGUGGGAAGAGGGUUUUGUCACUACAUUCAAGGCUGAGGAUUUGUCGACAUUGAAGAACCUCCUGAGAUCAAUACCAGAUCCACUGACUCAAGCUGGACUCCAUCCAACUGCUGAUCAGAUUGAAUUGUACGCCUAUCAUCUGCCCAAUUCCACCCUCAGCAAUCUCAUGGACAUCUUUGUGUCUCUAUCAACUGUCGAUGAUUCCCUGUACUUUAUGUGCAACACGGAAGAUUUCAAAUUCCUUGCUGAAAUGAUUCAGCAUGUGCCACUUCCGCUCAGAGGACGCUAUGUCUUCUGCUGUGCUCCUAUUAACAAACGUAUGCCCUUUGUAUGUUCCAUGUUCCUCAAAUUUGCCCGGCAGUACAGUCGGAAUGAACCGAUGACCUUCGACUGGCUCAUGAGUCACUGUGGCUGGCCAUUUGUCCUGCCCAGAACCAUUCUGGAUCUUGUGCAUCUUGAAGCUGUUUUCGAUGUCAUGGAUCUGUAUCUUUGGUUCAGCUAUCGCUUCAUGGACUUAUUCCCGGACGCUCGAGCUGUGAGGGAUGCUCAGAAGGAACUCGAUGAUAUCAUCCAACAGGGUGUCUUCCAAAUUACAAAAUUGCUGAAAAACAGCGAAACAGCAACGUCCAACAAUACUCCCGAUGAGGAUUCCUUCGAGAUUAACCAGAAGAGACAUCACUAUCUCAGGGCACCUCGAUCAGGGAACGCAAUAAGGGGUCGAUUGACGGAGAGAUUGCUGGCCCAAGGACUUCUGACACCGGCAAUGUUGCAGGAGUUGAAAAGGGAAUGGAAUGAGGGCCCAAGUAGAUCCACAGAUUCAGAUGAUGAUGAUCCAAAGCCAAAAUCACGUUUCCGCAAAAGGAAGAACAAGUGAAGGAUGAGAGCCGGAUUAGGAUAAUGAGAAGAAUAAAAGAAAGAAAACAGUGUCAUUAAGGUAAAAA